AUGUCCUACCCAGGCCAAUACGGCUACGGCGCUCAGCCGCACGGCCAAGGCUACGGCCAGCAGUACCCGCCGCCUCCUCAAGGAGGCUACGGCGGAUCACCUUAUCCUCCUCAGGGAGGCCAAUAUCCUCCUCCUCAGGGUCCUCCACCCGGUCAGUAUGGUGCACCGCCGCAACAAAGUGGCUACUACCAACAACCUCCUCCGGGCCAAUAUCCUCCUCAGGGCGGACACUACCCUCCCCAAGGCCCUCCGCCGGGCCAGUAUCCGCCCCAGGGCGGCGCAUACGGCGCACCUCCUCCCAUUCCUCCCUCGCCCUAUGGAGGACACUCUCCCGCACCCGGAGGCUACGGCGCACCGCCCAACCAGUCAUAUGGCGCUCCUCCGCCGCAGCACUAUGGACCUCCGACGCCCGCGUCCUUGGGGUAUGGCGCUCCGCAGAUUAUCCAGUGGGACGCCACACCGGACGCCACGACGGCGCGGAAUGCGAUGAAGGGCUUUGGCACUGACGAGAAGGCUCUGAUCCACUGUCUGGCUACCAAGGACCCCCUGCAGAUCGAUGCGAUCAGAACGGCGUUCAACAGAAAUUUCAGACGCGAUCUCGAACAGGACAUCAAGAAGGAGACGAGCAGUUGGUUCCAGAAGGGCUUGGUCUCGAUCGCACGCGGCCCCCUCCGCUCUGAUAUCUACAACUUGUACGAGGCAAUGGAUGGGGUUGGCACAAAGGAGAGCGUUCUCAACGACGUCCUCCUCGGCCGGUCAAACGCCGAUAUGCAGGCGAUCAAGAGCGCAUAUCAGCAAACAUUCAAAAGACGCCUGGAGGACGCUGUCAAAGGCGACCUUAGCAUGAAGACGGAAAGACAUUUCCUCAUCGUCCUCGGUGCCAACAGGGCAGAGGACUCGGCGCCCGUCGUGCCGCAGCAGAUCGACUCAGAUGUCAUGGAGCUGUACAAAGCUACAGAGGGCAAGGUUGGCACAGAUGAAAUGCUCGUCUGCAGCAUCCUGAGCACCCGCAAUGACAACCAGAUCCGCGCCAUCAACCAGGCUUACGAGCAAAAAUUCCGAAGGAAGCUCGAGGAAGUCAUCAAGAAGGAGUUCUCAGGACAUAUGGAGGAUGCGCUCCUCUUCCAGCUCCGCCACGCGGUCGACAAGUACAUGCACGCCGCCAAGCUCCUGGAAGACUCCAUGGCUGGGCUCGGCACCAAGGACCACCUCCUCGUCGCCCGCGUCGUGCAAUACCACUGGGACAAGAACUUCCUCGCCAACGUCAAGGGCGCGUACCAAGCAAGGUACAAUCGCAGCUUGGCGAGCAGGAUCAGGGGCGAGACGAGCGGUGAUUACCAGAGGUUGAUGUUGGCGUGUAUCGGCGAGAACAUUUAA
This is a messenger RNA of Colletotrichum orchidophilum, 1377 nucleotides long. RefSeq names its product annexin. Gene Ontology annotation, cellular component: cytoplasm. NCBI's taxonomy places the organism in Eukaryota, Fungi, Ascomycota, Sordariomycetes, Glomerellales, Glomerellaceae. The record is from RefSeq and is a predicted model, not a curated record. Gene Ontology annotation, molecular function: calcium-dependent phospholipid binding; calcium ion binding. The coding region runs from base 1 to 1377 and encodes 458 amino acids. The transcript has 3 exons.